AAAGCCAUUUCGUUCUCGUCAAUUAGAUCGGCUCGUUUGGAAACAUCGCGCAUACAUACAGUUCCGAGAAUAAAUGGACUCUCCGCAUAGGAAAACAACGCGCAAUUGAGUUUCAGUUUCGAUUCUUUAAGGAAAUUCUUGGCAUCAUGUCGACAGUAUAUGAAGACAUUGUGAAGUUCGUCGCGAGCAAUCUUAAAUGUUCGAUUUGUUUUGAGAUUUUCACAAAGCCAGUUACUCUAGUUUGCGGGCACAACUAUUGUCAGAAGUGCAUCAAAGAAUAUUUGAAAAACGCAAAGAGAGACUGCCCACAUUGCCGAAAAGAUGUAAGCAAUAGUAAACUAGAAAUUAAUUUUACUCUUUGUGCCAUUCUGGAAUUACAGGAGCUUGGUGGUCGCGAGAGAUGGGAGCAGAUUCUGACAGAAGUGGAUCAAGAAUAUAAAGCGCAACAGACUGGGAGAACUAAUACUAAAGUGGAGAGUUUAAUUAAACAUCUGGAUUGGUUAAAAGCGGAGAUCAAAAAGACAGAAGACAAACUUUCAGCUGAACUAAAUUCAAACCAGGCAUAUGAGGAUGGGAUUGGCAUUUCUAAAAACCUGACUUCUUCGCUUGAAGCUUCCACUUCAUCUCUAUACAGUGAUGCUGCAAUCUGUGCUGACACGAAUUCUAGUCUGGCAUCAGGAGAAAAUCAGGAGCAACUUUCUCAGCCUGAAGAGGGGAGUUCACAGGAGUUGGUAGAGGAAGAUCCAAUGGAUUCAGACUCACUGCUUGAGGAUGCUCGUCUACCUCCUAGUGCAGAAGCACUGCAGUACAACAGGAACAGUGCUGAGGCUGCUCCUAAUGCAGAGUUUGCCGAGCUUUCCUUCUCUCCCCACCUGGGAAACAGGCGUUUGUCUUUUUUAACAGAGAGCCGUACAAUAAAGACUCAGCCUAGCCAGCAAGUUAGAACUUCAAAUGGCCGGUUUGAUGACUGUCAGUGGAUGGCAGACCAGCAAUUUACAGGUGGACGGUUUUACUGGGAUGUGAACAUCACAGGCAGCACUGGAUGGGCUGUUGGUGUGGCACUUAACAAUCUAAAGCAUAAUGAGAGGUUGGGAAGAACCUCCUCAUCUUGGUGUUUGGAAAAGAGCAGCGGGCAACUGAUUGCUUGCCACAAUAAUACGAAGACCUGUAUAAAGCAUAGUGUCCCUAAAAGUAUCAGAGUUCUGCUGGACAUGACUAAUGGGCAACUAUGCUUUCAGAGUCUGUGUGAGAACCUGCUUGAAUUACACAGUUUCCAGGUGGAUUUAGCUACCCCUCUCAGUCCUGUCUUCUGGCUCUAUGGGUUGUCCAGUAAUUCUUUAUCCUUUCCUAGACCUUAUGUUUAGGAUUAAGUAGAUCCUUAGAGUUUACACUGCUUUAGAUACUACUGUUUGAUUGCACAGUAAACUGUUUCCAUCAUAUCAGUAUCUUGAAUCAGAAUUUUUUUUUUUUUCAUUGGUCUACCUUUUGCUGUUGUUUUUUUAGCGGUUGCUUUCUGACAUUUAAUCAUUAAGCUACACAACCCUGUAUGUAGUCUACUGGCUGAAGACACAUUUCUUUCACUAGGACUUAACUUAUUCAUAACCUUAAAACAAUUUUAUUUUAAAUAAAAGUCAUAUUGUGGAACUACUAAUAUUGUUGGCCUUUCACUUUUAUGAUACAUUUCAAAUGAUGUUUCUGUCUUGUAUUUGGAUGCUUUGGAUAAAAGUGUCUGUUAAAUUAAUCAAUGUAAAUGGACGUUAUAUACUGGUGUAAUAUACUGGAAACUCUAUGGCUCGAAAUGGUUGAAUAAAAUUAAAGGUGCACUCAGUAA
Molecule: messenger RNA, 1831 nt
Organism: Myxocyprinus asiaticus (Chinese sucker)
Lineage: Eukaryota; Metazoa; Chordata; Actinopteri; Cypriniformes; Catostomidae
Product: E3 ubiquitin-protein ligase RNF135
Exons: 5
Coding region: 147-1364 (405 amino acids)
Molecular function (GO): protein binding; metal ion binding
Source: RefSeq, a predicted model, not a curated record